UCAGCGGGCGCGUGCUUGUCAGCAGCACCUGGUGACCGUUGAUUACUUGAUGAAACUAUCGUGACUUUUUUUGUAAAUGUAGCUAGCUACCUACCGGACAACAUUGGACUCCUCCGUUUUUACUCGUGUUAUGCGAACAGGUAAAGAAAAGCCGGUGAGAGAAGAAGUUCUUCUGACGUGAUAUCUGGAGACCGGGGGACGUUAUGAAAACUGUUAAGGACGAUGGAGAGGGCACGGUGGUGUUAGAAAAUCGAUUUACUAGAGAGGCACCUCCCUCUGGGAUGUCCAAGAAUGGAUACUUCUUUCAAGAAAUGGAGCAGCGGGAGGUGGAGCAGGAGGAGGGCAGCGAGGGCCGAGAGGAGGGACAGGACUCGCCGAUCGCCUGCGGGGAUGACAUCCACCUCUAUGACAACCAGAUUAGCCCUGGGCCAGACGCUGACGACUCCGGUUGUGUGUUACUGAACACAUCAAGAAAGUAUGUGAAGCUGAUGAACUUUGAGGAGGAGAUCCGGGCCCACCGGGACCUGGAUGGCUUCCUGGCGCGGGCCACUAUCCUGCUGGAUGAGACCGCUGCCUCCCUGGAUGACGUCCUGAAGAGAAUGCUGCACCACGUGGGCCAGGACAGCAAUGCAUCUGAGCCCAGCUGCAACUUCGAGGAGGUGAUGAGCAUGCUUUUCACAGAUGCGGGAGCGCAGGAGGUCAACGACAAAUCUCAAAGUUUCGUUUUCUUUGAUGACGUGCACCUACUGUCAGAGACCAUCCAGGGAGUGACAGCCACCGCUACCGGGAUCCAGUACCAGCAGUCCUGGCUCUGCAUCCUCUGCAACGUCAAGCAUCUCCAGAGGCGUCAUGUGUGCAUCUCCCGUCUGGAGAGGCCGCAAAACUGGGGAGAGAACUGCUGCGAGGUCCGCUAUGUCAUCCUGAUCCUGGCUCCGCUCAAAAUGAAAAGCACCAAGACAGCGAUGGAGCUGGGCAGGACGUUCGCCACCCUCUUCUCUGACAUCUCCUUCAGGCAGAAGCUGCUGGAGACCAAGACGCAGGAGGAGUUUAAGGAGGCGUUGGUGUUACAGAGGCACCAGCUGACGGCAACCAACCAGCUGCCCAUCGCUCUGGGGAAGGAGGAGACCGACCCCCGCAGUCACAAGCCCCUCAAGUGUCAAGAUUUCUUCAAAGCCGGCCGGGGGAUUUAUGAGGACUUCUGCCGCCGACUGCCUUUCUACCCCUCUGACUUCACAGAUGGUAUAGUUGGCAGUAAUAAAACCCUGCUGAAGUACAUGACCACAGCCAUCUUCCUCUACAUCGCCAUCCUCCUCCCCGCCAUCGCUUUCGGCUCCCUCAAUGACGAGAGCACACGUGGUGAGAUAGAUGUUCGGAAGACCAUCAUCGGCCAAAGCAUUGGCGGGGUCAUCUACUCGCUGUUCGCCGGCUCUCCUCUAGUCAUCCCCCUAACCACAGCUCCCCUCGCCAUCUUCAUCAGCGUGAUCCGAGGAAUCUGUGACGACUACAACCUGGACUUCCCAGCUUUCUAUGCCUGCAUCGGUCUGUGGAACUGCCUCUUCCUCAUCCUGGGAGGGAUCUUCAAUGUCAGCCUGCUCAUGAAGCUCUUCAAAAGGUCUACAGAGGAGGUCAUUGCACUGUUUAUUUCUAUCGCAUUUGUUGUGGAUGCAGUGAAAGGCACAGUCAAAAUCUUUCACAGGUACUACCACGCCCCGACGCUGGCUAACGGAAGCAUAGAGACCUUCCCUCAGGGUGCAGACCUGCUCGGGGGGAACCGGAGCGAGGUGGCGGCUGGGUUAGCACUCAACGCCCUCCCUGAAUCCGUCAUCCAGUGCAGUCGAGAGAGGCCCGUCCUCUGCCUCCUGCUGAUGCUCGGGACAUUAUGGAUGGGCUAUACUCUCUACCAGUUCAAACGGAGCCCGUUCCUGCAUGCCAAAGUGAGGGAGGUGCUGUCGGACUGCGCCCUGCCCAUCUCAGUGCUCCUCUUCUCCUUCAUCGGCUCCUACCUUUUCAGUGACAUUGAACUUCCCGUCUUUAAAGUUCACGACCGGCCCGUCUUCAACGUGGCUCCUUUCGAGCGUCUGUCAGCCAUGAACGUGGUCAGCGCCAUGGGCCUGGGCUUCCUCCUGGCCCUCCUCAUCUUCAUCGACCAGAACAUUGUUGUCUCGCUGACCAAUGCACCAGAGAACAGGCUGCUGAAGGGCACGGCGUAUCACUGGGACCUGAUGCUCUCUGGGCUCAUUAACAUACUGAUGUCGGUGCUGGGGUUGCCCUGGAUGCACGCCGCCUUCCCACACUCCACCCUCCAUGUGCGCCAGCUGGCUUUCGUGGAGCAGCGCGUGGAGGGGGGCCACCUCUAUGAGACUAUCGUCCAGGUGAAAGAGACCCGGCUGACGUCUCUGACUGCCAACAUCUUCAUUGGAGUGUCGGUGCUGCUGCUGCCUCUCCCGCUGCAAUGGAUCCCCAAACCGGUCCUGUACGGCCUCUUCCUCUACAUCGCCCUCACCUCCAUCGAUGGAAACCAGAUGUGCGACCGCAUGGCUCUACUCCUCAAGGAGCAGACGUCUUACCCGCCCACCCACUACAUCCGCAAAGUGCCCCAGAGGAAGAUCCACUACUUCACCUUCCUGCAGAUGAUGCAGCUGCUGGUACUCUGCACGUUUGGCAUGUACCCCAUACCGUACAUGAAGAUGAUCUUCCCUCUGUUCAUGGUCAUGCUAAUUCCAAUCAGGAACAACGUGCUUCCUCAUAUCAUUGAGGCCAAAUACUUGGACAUAAUGGAUGCCCAACACAUGUAGCCACAGAUGGAGACAAGUUCUGGAUCCACCAAAAAAGAAGGGGUCUGGAAUUAAGAAAAUUAAAAGAAAUGAGGAUUAAAAAACAAGAUAUUUUUCAAUGCAACACUGUACGGAAG
Messenger RNA from Sander lucioperca (pikeperch), 2911 nucleotides. RefSeq names its product solute carrier family 4 member 11 (gene slc4a11). Gene Ontology annotation, molecular function: solute:inorganic anion antiporter activity. The record is from RefSeq and is a predicted model, not a curated record. The coding region runs from base 204 to 2795 and encodes 863 amino acids. Lineage: Eukaryota; Metazoa; Chordata; Actinopteri; Perciformes; Percidae. The transcript has 21 exons. Gene Ontology annotation, cellular component: basolateral plasma membrane; plasma membrane. Gene Ontology annotation, biological process: transmembrane transport; monoatomic ion homeostasis; monoatomic anion transport.